Angiostrongylus costaricensis is the source of this 774-nucleotide messenger RNA. The record is from the annotation of a GenBank genome assembly. Lineage: Eukaryota; Metazoa; Nematoda; Chromadorea; Rhabditida; Metastrongylidae.
UGGUACAAUUACAAGAUCAUCGAUGCGAUGUCCGCCUGUGUCUGUCCAUUGCUGGCCACAUCGUCUGCACUUGGUUUCCUCUUCUGGUGUGGAUUCCGCUUCGGUUCAAUCCUUUGCGUUACCCCAUUCCUUGUGCUAGCAAUCGGUGUCGAUGACGCGUUUCUCAUGAUGCAGUCGUUGAUGCACAUCUCCAAUAGCGAUCGGAAGAUGUCCAAGCGAGAACGUGUAGCAAAUAUGUUGGUUGAUGUUGGCCCAUCGGUCACCAUCACUUCGAUGACGAAUGUCAUGGCAUUUCUCGUCGGGUAUUUUACACCAACACCUGAAAUACAGUUAUUCUGCAUUGGAAACGCCAUCGCCAUAUUAUUCGACUUCAUCUAUCAGGUCACAAUGUUUGCCGCCAUUUUAUCGGUUACCAGUGAUUUGCACACGCGUAAUCGUCCAUUGGCGAUCGUCAACAAGCAAUGGAGAGAACUUGAAAGCGAGAAGCCCGGCAAUCUUAACGAUCCUAAGAGGUUAGCAGAAGUGAACAAGCUUAUCGAACGUUUCGAGUCGUUUCCAGAAUGUCUCGGUUCUAAUUUCAGUCAUUACUUUGUUCGUGACUAUAAACUCUUCAACGAAAUGGUGGAGUUUGACGACGAGACAUCAUUUGGCAUGGACGUUGCGGCUUCAAAUCGAAGUGACGCCUUCUCCAGAUCUGCUAUGCAACCGUUCUUCUCAUGGCCUGAAUUCAGGCACUGGAAUGGAUUCGUGAAAUUUGACGAGCAUGGAAGGUGA